Messenger RNA from Molossus molossus (Pallas's mastiff bat), 1305 nucleotides. It is a transcript of the gene CFAP161, whose product is annotated as cilia and flagella associated protein 161. Gene Ontology annotation, biological process: cilium assembly. NCBI's taxonomy places the organism in Eukaryota, Metazoa, Chordata, Mammalia, Chiroptera, Molossidae. The record is from RefSeq and is a predicted model, not a curated record. Gene Ontology annotation, cellular component: motile cilium.
AUGGCUCAGAACCUGUAUGGUCACGGGGUCCGGAUGGGCAACUGGAACGAGGACAUCUACCUGGAGGAGGAGCUCAUGAAAGAUUUCCUGGAGAAGAGGGAUAAGGGGCAGCUUCUCAUACAGAGAAACAGAAGAGUGAAACAGAUGCUUCUGGGACCGACCCGGCUUUCUGUGUCUGAGGAUGGCUACAUCCACACCGGCGACAAGGUGAUGCUCGUGAAUCCGGACCACCCUGAGGCGGACGCUGAUGUGUUUCUCCGUGGGGACCUGAGCCUGUGUCUGACUCCAGAUGAGAUCAGAGCCCACCUGAGUGACCAGCUGGAGGUGCCCUGUGGCCUGAGCGCAGCGCCAGCCAUGAGCCCGGUGGGCAGGAACACUUUUAUCCUUUUGAGUGGGGACGGAGAGGCUGCCGGUCAAGUCCUUCGAUACGGGCAGAACUUUCGCCUCGGGAUUACAGGGGGAUUCGAAGACAAAAUGUUAUUUUUGUCAAGUGACCACAGGACCCUCCUGAAGUCGUCCAAGAGGUCCUGGCUCCAGGAGGUGUACCUGACAGACGAGGUCUCCUACCUGAACUGCUGGCAGGCUGCCUUCCCCGACCCCCAGCUGCGCCUGGAGUAUGAAGGCUGCCCCGUCCCGGCGAACGCCAGCGUCCUCAUCAAUCACUGCCACACCAACCGGGCCCUGGCGGCCCACCGGCAUCUCUUCCUAAGGACCUACUUCGGAAAGGAGGUGGAGGUCGCUGCUCACACACACCUGGACGUGCACCGGGUGGAGAAGCCCAGGAACCACUGGAUGCUGGUGACCGGGGGCCCCAGGGAGGGCGCGCCCACCAUGUUGGACGUGCGCAGACGGCCCCUGGAGGGCACCCUGGAGCAGGCGGCGGCCCCAGGGCCCAGUGACACGCCAGCUGGAGCGCAGGUACACGGCCUUCCCGGGCGCGGGCACCUGCUGGGCUGCUGGCCCACCAGGAACCGGUGGAGGGCCGUCGGCAGCGGACACAGCCUCAGGCUAGAAGUUGUGUUCAUCGUCCUGCCGGGAGGCCAGGAGCGGCCCCCUGCUGGCCCGGACGUGACUGAGAACCAGGAGUGGCCACCCGCUGGCCCGGAGGUGACCGAGAACCAGGAGCGGCCACCUGCUGGCCAGGACGUGACCGAGAACCAGGAGUGGCCACCCGCUGGCCUGGAGGUGACCGAGAACCAGGAGCGGCCCCCUGCUGGCCCGGACGUGACCGAGAACCAGGAGCGGCCCCCUGCUGGCCCGGAGGUGACCGAGAACCAGGAGCGGCCCCCGCUGGCCCGGAGGUGA